Molecule: messenger RNA, 1368 nt
Organism: Lolium rigidum
Lineage: Eukaryota; Viridiplantae; Streptophyta; Magnoliopsida; Poales; Poaceae
Product: SAGA-associated factor 29 homolog A-like
Exons: 9
Coding region: 161-1009 (282 amino acids)
Cellular component (GO): SAGA complex
Source: RefSeq, a predicted model, not a curated record
GGACCUGAAACGCUCUCUCUGGUCUCUGCCCCCUUUCCUUGGUUCCCAACAAUUCUCCUCUCCUCUCCUCUCCUGCCGUAGCUCCACGCGUAACACACCUCCGGAAAAUCCAAAAUACACUGCGCUCUCCUCCCAUCGGAUCCAACCCGAGCGCCGGGAGAUGUCGUCGUUGCUCGGAGGCGGCGGCGUGGCCUCCGCCGGAGCGGACGUCGCUGGCCUUCUCGACAAAGCCAAGGAGCUGGACCAGCUGCGCAAGGACCAGGACGAAGUGGCCAUGGAGAUCAACAAGAUCCACAAGAAGAUCAUCUCCUCUCCAGAGAUGGUGGAUAAAUCAGUUGAUGCCAUUGUGGCCAAGCUUCGUCUUUUAUAUGUACAAGCAAAAGAACUCGCUGAGAAUGAAGCCAGUACUUCGAAUGCUUUGGUUGGACUGUUAGAUGGAGUGUUGCAAUCUGGAGUUUCAGCUGCACCAAGAAAAAAGAUAGAAGUUGGCGAACAGAAAAAGAAGAGGAUGAAGUCUGAUACAGAUACACCACGAUUUUCCUCUGCAUCUAUGAGGAGUCAACUUGACCAAGCUGCAAACCUGAAAGGAGAGCAGGUUGCAGCUAGGGUAAAAUCGGAUGAUGAAAAAGAUGAGUGGUUUGUGGUGAAGGUCCUACAUUUCGAUAAGGAAACAAAAGAAUUUGAAGUACUUGAUGAGGAACCUGGUGAUGAUGAAGAGAGCACUGCCCAAAAGUUCGAGAGGAAGUACAAGUUGCCUAUGUCAUAUAUUAUUCCGUUUCCAAAGAAAGGAGAUCCUUCUAGUGCUCAGGAUUUUGGACAGGGUCGGCAAGUCUUAGCUGUUUAUCCUGGCACAACUGCAUUAUAUAGAGCUACUGUAGCUUCUCAUCGUAAGAGGAAGUCUGAUGAUUACCAUCUCUUAUUUGAUGAUGACGAAGAGGACGGGAAUCUACCAGAGAGAGCUGUUCCAUUUUACAGGGUGGUUGCACUCCCAGAGGGUCACCGGCAAUGAAAAAGCUCAGCCGUCCAUCUGCCUUGCACUAGCAAGUGAUAGUGCUCGAAGAUGGCAGUUUUGGAGCCUGGUGAUGUAUUAAUCUUAUAUGAUGCACGGCAGAUUGUUGUACAAGUAGUCUUUGUAGGUGCUAUGUAAAUAGGUGCUGAUUGAGUGUUGUUUUCUAGAAUAAUAAGUGAUACCAGGAUGUUUAGGAGAACGGUGGCUCCACACCUAUCUGCCGUCAGAUGUCAUAUCACGAUAUUCACCAUGCAGUGUCACUUGGGCAUGUAUACUGAUCUAUACUAGUAAACCGUACGUGCAAAUGCACGUCACACAUUAUAGGGCUCGAAUAAAAAAAUAUUAGUGCUUUUGACUCA